AUGGGGAAAGGAGCCCAUCUGGUGCUGAUUGCCAACAACGGCAUUGCGGCCGUGAAGUGCAUGCGCUCCAUCCGACGCUGGUCCUACGAAAUGUUCCGGAAUGAGAGGGCCAUCCGCUUUGUGGUCAUGGUGACCCCUGAGGAUCUUAAGGCCAACGCAGAGUACAUAAAGAUGGCUGACCAAUACGUCCCAGUCCCUGGAGGGAGUAACAAUAACAAUUACGCCAAUGUAGAGCUCAUCGUGGACAUCGCCAGGCGCAUCCCGGUCCAGGCCGUUUGGGCCGGAUGGGGCCACGCUUCUGAAAACCCCAAACUUCCUGAAUUGCUGCACAAGCAUGGGGUUGCCUUUCUAGGUCCGUCCAGCGAAGCCAUGUGGUCUUUAGGGGACAAAGUGGCCUCCACCAUCGUGGCCCAGACACUCAAGGUGCCCACCUUGCCAUGGAGUGGAAGCGGUUUGGUGGCUGAAUGGACUCCUUCGGAAGAAGAAGAAGAGGGUCCGACAAAGACCCUCUUAGUCCCACCAGACACAUACAGAAAGGCCUGUGUGAAGGAUGUCGAGGAAGGCCUAGAGGCUGCCAAGAGGAUUGGCUUUCCAGUUGUGAUCAAGGCCUCGGAAGGAGGAGGUGGGAAAGGGAUCCGGGUGGCAGAAACGGCUGAAGGUUUCCCUGCUCGAUUCCGGCAGGUCCAAAGCGAGGCUCCGGGGUCCCCCUUGUUUGUGAUGUGCUUCCUGCCUCAUUCCCGCCACGUGGAGGUCCAGGUCCUGGCCGACCAGUACGGCAAUGCCCUCUCCUUAUUCACCCGAGACGGCUCCCUCCAACGGCGGCACCAGAAGAUCAUUGAGGAGGCCCCCGCCUCGGUGGCCCCACCCUCCAUGGCAGAGAGUCCUCCUUCCUCGCCGCUGCCGGAAACCCCAUUGGCACAGACCAGGGCCGACCCCAAGGAAGCCCCCUCUGAGCCUACGGAGCACCCUGUUUGCCAAGGCAAGUCCCUGCAUCCCGAUGCAGACCCUCAGGGUCGGAAAGGGCCCCUGGCCAAGUUCGUGCUGGGCUCCUUUGAGGACAACUCCUCGGAUGAAGAAGAAAUGGCAGCCCAAAAGCGGAGAGGCAGCUUGGCCAGCGAUCGGACCUUCUCCUCCUCUUCUGUGAAUUUGGCUUCGGAGGUCGGCCUUCCCAUGAGGAGAAUGGAGUUAGUCUAG
Molecule: messenger RNA, 1194 nt
Organism: Anolis sagrei ordinatus
Lineage: Eukaryota; Metazoa; Chordata; Lepidosauria; Squamata; Anolidae
Source: RefSeq, a predicted model, not a curated record